AGCGUGAAUGCACACCGAUUAGUUUUACGUGCUUGUAUAUUUUGAUUUCCCCGUCAAUUUCUAAAGCAAGCAGAUGUCUUGAGAAGAUUUCUGAGCAACAUUGGCUCACAAAUAGCAAGAAAGAGACCAAUUUUCAUGGAUCCAUCAGAUGCUUUCACCUACGUCAUCAUCAGCGUCGUCGUCCUCCUCCUCCUGCCGCCGCCGUGUUCAUCCGACGACCGGCUUGUCCCCGGUAAGCCGCUAACCUCUGAUGCCACCGUCGUCUCCGACGGCGGCGCCUUCGCCAUGGGCUUCUUCUCCCCCUCCAACUCCACCCCGGCCAAGCUCUACCUCGGCAUAUGGUACAACGACAUCCCUGUGCGCACCGUGGUCUGGGUCGCCAACCAAGAAACCCCGGUCACAAAUGGCACGGCCCUGUCCCUGACCGACUCCUCCGACCUCGUCGUGUCCGACGCCGACGGCCGCGUCCGCUGGACGGCCAACGUCACCGGUGGCGCCGCCGGCGCCGGCAACGGCAACACGACCGCGGUGCUGAUGAACACCGGUAACCUCGUCGUCCGGUCGCCGAACGGCACCGCCCUGUGGCAGAGCUUCGAGCACCCGACCGACUCGUUCCUGCCCGGGAUGAAGCUGCGGAUGAUGUACACGACGCGCGCCUCCGACCGGCUGGUGUCGUGGAGGGGCCCCGGCGACCCGUCGCCGGGGAGCUUCUCGUACGGCGGCGACACGGACACGCUCCUGCAGGUGUUCAUGUGGAACGGGACGCGGCCGGUGAUGAGGGACGGGCCGUGGACGGGCGACGUGGUGGACGGCCAGUACCAGACGAACAGCACCGCCAUCAACUACCUCGCCAUCCUCAGCCGCGACGACGAGGUCUCCAUCGAGUUCGCCGUCCCCGCCGGCGCGCCGCACACCAGGUACGCGCUCACCUACGCCGGCGAGUACCAGCUCCAGCGGUGGAGCGCCGCCUCGUCGGCGUGGUCGGUGCUCCAGGAGUGGCCCACCGGGUGCGGCCGCUACGGCCACUGCGGCGCCAACGGCUACUGCGACAACACGGCGGCGCCUGUCCCGACGUGCAGGUGCCUCGCCGGCUUCGAGCCGGCGGCGAGCGGCGGUUGCCGGCGGGCGGUGGCGGUGCGGUGCGGCGACGGCUUCUUGGCCGUGGCCGGGAUGAAGCCGCCGGACAAGUUCGUGCACGUGGCGAACGUGGCGACGCUCGAGGCGUGCGCCGCGGAGUGCAGCGGCAACUGCUCGUGCCUGGCGUACGCGUACGCCAACCUGAGCAGCAGCAGGUCCAGGGGCGACACGACGAGGUGCUUGGUGUGGUCAGGGGACCUGAUCGACACGGCCAAAGUUGGCCUCGGGAGCGGCCACAGCGACACGCUCUACCUCAGGAUUGCAGGCCUUGAUACGGGUGGAACGGCGAAGAGCGACGCAGUCAAGAUUGUGCUGCCAGUUUUAGCUUGUAUUUUGACUGUUCUAUGCAUUUCCUUUGCAUGGUUAAAAAUCAAAGGCAAGAGAAGAAAUAGGCAGAAGCACAGAGAGCUAAUUUUGGAUGUCAUGAGUACAUCCGAUGAUGUUGGGAAAAGAAACCUUGUCCAGGAUUUUGAAUUCCUAUUUGUAAAAUUUGAGGACAUUGCUCUAGCAACUCACAACUUUUCAGAAGCAUAUAAGAUUGGGGAGGGAGGUUUUGGCAAAGUUUACAAGGCAAUGAUAGGUGGUAAAGAAGUUGCUGUUAAAAGAUUAAGUAAAGAUUCUCAGCAAGGAACCGAGGAAUUCAGGAAUGAAGUUAUUCUUAUCGCAAAAUUGCAGCAUAGAAAUUUGGUUCGCCUUCUUGGUUGUUGUGUUGAGAGAGAUGAAAAACUGCUAAUUUAUGAGUAUUUGCCUAACAAAGGCUUAGAUGCUACCCUUUUUGAUGGCUCGAGAAAACCAAAACUAGAUUGGACAAUGCGGUUUAAUAUAAUCAAAGGAGUAGCUAGGGGACUUCUUUAUCUGCACCAAGAUUCAAGAUUAACCAUAAUUCAUAGAGAUCUCAAAGCCAGCAACGUUUUAAUGGAUGCAGAGAUGAGACCCAAGAUAGCAGAUUUUGGUAUGGCAAGGAUCUUUUGUGAUAAUCAACAAAAUGCAAAUACCCGGCGUGUUGUUGGAACAUAUGGUUACAUGGCUCCUGAAUAUGCAAUGGAAGGUAUCUUCUCUACUAAAUCCGACGUCUACAGCUUUGGCGUGUUACUAUUGGAAGUUAUAACCGGUAUUAGGAGAAGUUCCACAAGUAACAUCAUGGACUUUCCAAACCUCAUAAUCUAUGCGUGGAACAUGUGGAAGGAAGAGAAAACCAAGGAUUUGGCGGACUCAUCAAUUAUUGGUAGUUGCUUACUUGAUGAGGUUUUGCUUUGCAUCCAUGUAGCACUAUUGUGUGUUCAAGACAACCCAAAUGACAGGCCACUUAUGUCAUCUACUGUGUUCAUUCUGGAGAAUGGGAGUAGUUCUGCACUUCCAGCCCCAAGUCGCCCCGCCUACUUUGCAUACAGAAGUGAUGAAUCGGAGCAAUCAAGAGAAAAUAUUCAGAACUCAAUGAAUACUUUUACCCUAACAAAUAUAGAGGGGCGGUAACUUGAGAUGUAAUUACCAUUGUCCAAAGAAAAAUAUCUACGGACUACUUUUGCAUGAUGGAAGUCAAUUUGUUGCUCA
Molecule: messenger RNA, 2688 nt
Organism: Oryza sativa Japonica Group (Japanese rice)
Lineage: Eukaryota; Viridiplantae; Streptophyta; Magnoliopsida; Poales; Poaceae
Product: receptor-like serine/threonine-protein kinase SD1-8
Biological process (GO): protein phosphorylation; recognition of pollen
Molecular function (GO): protein serine/threonine kinase activity; ATP binding
Source: RefSeq, a predicted model, not a curated record